AUGAAAAAGUUAUGCAUCAUCGAUGGUGAGUCGCCUGAAGUAGCAGCAAGGGCCUUUCCCAAGCUACAGAACCGUACAGGAGAACCUUAUGAUAGGACCGUACGGUUUGCUCGACAUCUUCAGCGCAGCACGAUACCUACCGUUCCUCCUGCCGACCUAAGCGAGAAACGAGAAAGCAUAUUGGUGAGCACCAUUGGCAACGGCCUGGCAGGAGCGUUUAAGGAGAGUUUGCGGGGUGCGCAACGUGUGGCGGUGGUUUUGGAGCCGGGGCCCCUUGGGAGCCAUUUGGGUCGCUGGGAGGCGGUCCGAAUGGCUGCGGCGGAAAAGGAGGUGCAGGAGGCGGUUGAGCGAUUCUUUCGCCCCCGGUCAACAGAAAAAAAUGACAGCGAGGAUCCCUCGCCAUCGUAA
This is a messenger RNA of Volvox carteri f. nagariensis, 408 nucleotides long. RefSeq lists its product as uncharacterized. Bases 1 to 408 code for a protein of 135 amino acids. NCBI's taxonomy places the organism in Eukaryota, Viridiplantae, Chlorophyta, Chlorophyceae, Chlamydomonadales, Volvocaceae. The record is from RefSeq and is a predicted model, not a curated record. The transcript is spliced from 4 exons.